Chrysemys picta bellii (western painted turtle) is the source of this 2923-nucleotide messenger RNA. NCBI's taxonomy places the organism in Eukaryota, Metazoa, Chordata, Testudines, Emydidae. The record is from RefSeq and is a predicted model, not a curated record.
GGAAAACAUUUCUUACUGGUGGUGAUUUAGCUUCUGUCCAAAAGCAUGAGAUCUGAUUAUCUGUAUUUCAGCUUGCACAACUACAACUGGUAUACUUGGUCAUCAAAUUCUCUUGCCCCUUUUAAAAGCUAGCUGUGCUGUUUAACUUUAUGAACUCUUGCAUUAGUGGAUGCCACAGGCAGGUUACAGCUUGUGUGAAGUGUUUUAUUUGCUUUUAAAUUGACAGCCAUGACCUGUCCCUAAGUGUAGGAAGAUUCUACAAUCUCAGGCUACUUCCUUCAAGCAAUGAUAUAUUAUUGUUUGAAUAAUCUGGUACUGUAGCACUAACUUUUCACUUGCUCACUUCAGCUGUAUGUAAUGUCUCCUGAAAUGCUUCUUGUUCCAGUGUCUGAACAUGGUUUGCAUUCCCUUAACUAACAGCAUGCUCUGAUUAAUAAAGACAUGCAGCACUGAUGAAGACAUAAGAUAACUGGAAUUGGCCAUUGCUCCCUAGUAAUAACCUCUGCUGAAUAAUGACUGGCUUUUCCUGAGCCAUCAAUUCACCAACCAGUCAAUAUCUGGCAUCACCCCUCGCUUGAAGAUGACUGUAUAAUCAUGGCUUAUUACUAGAUUCUAAAACAGAAUACACAAUUACUUUCACUGGUAGAGUUUGUGUGAUCCUCUUCUGAGGGGAAGAGAUUAAAAAAACACUGAAAAUAUUCUCAAAUACUCCAAAGAAACAGGAUUUCAAUUAUCUGCAGAAGCCACCCAAUGUGUCCACUAUACCCAGCUACCUAUUGUAACGUCCAUCCACAUGCCUAAACCAGCCAUCUUAUUUUCUAAGCAGCAUAAAAGGGGAGGAGUAAUGUGGAUAAAAUGGAUACUCAGAUAAUCAGUGGCCUUACAGCCAUUGUAUGGAAGGUGAAAGUUCCAUUCCAUUUAAAUGAAGCCAUCCUGCUGUCAUUAUAAAUCUAAAAGGUUCAGCUUUGUGGAAGGAUUUAAUGGUAACCCUUCAGCGGUAAUCGGAUUAGAGAGGCUCGUAUAACUGCAUGGUCUGAAGAACAGAUAAAAGAAACCAGAGUUCAAACUCACCACAGAGGACAGACAUUGAGCUGUGUGGUACAGAAUCAACUCGCUGUUCUGAGGCUUUGGUUUUGGCGAUCAUAUACCCCAGAAAUGCCUGCAAAUUUCAAUGGUUACUGGAAAAUGCUUAGCAAUGACAAUUUUGAGGAGUAUCUGAAAGCACUGGAUGUAAACAUUGCUGUGAGAAAAAUUGCCAACUUGCUAAAACCUGACAAAGAAAUCAUUCAGAAUGGAGAUCAUAUGAUCAUUAAAACGCUAAGCACUUUUAGAAACUACAUCAUGGAAUUUGAUGUAGGAAAAGAGUUUGAGGAGGAUUUAGCAGGGGUGGAUGAUCGCAAAUGCAUGGUAAGAAUUAGAACUGUUACUAUUGCAUGACAAAAAAGAUUAGAAAUAAUUAGUAAUAAUCCUAGGUCUUGCAGCGGGAUGCAGAGGCAAGACAUUUUCAUGUGGUUGUUCUUAGAAUUUUUGUAUUUGACAGCUUCAUUUAGACAGGGCUGCAAACUGUUUUUAGCUUGUCUUUACAAUAAAGAAAUGUUAAUGUUAAACUUGAAUGUGAAACUAUUUAUUUUAUUAAAGAACAGGCACUAGGUUUAAAUUGUCUCCAGUAUAAAGUAAUUGUAGAGUGAUAUUUGCUAUUCAAAAAGUCAUUUACAACCAAAUUCUGCCACUCUUAUAUUGAGUAAUGCUUCACCACAGAAGCAACCCUGUGGGGUAAUUUACUACUUAAUAUGAGCAAGGGUGACAGGACGGAGGCCCCUAAUGUUUAGGAACUGGUGCCUUUCCCCUCUCUCUCUCUCGCUCUCUCUCCCCUCCUUCCCCCACUUCUAUGGUGUUGAUAAGUUGCAUAGUCAAUUGCUUGACCACACUCUGGUUUGCUAUGAAAUAUAUUCAAGAGGCCAUAACCAAUGCCAGUCAGGUUUAUUGCUCUAGGCCAAUAAUAAUAUAGUACAGGGAAAAGGUUCUAUAUGGAUGAUACCAUUUUCCAGGAAGCUGUCUCAUGCAGCAUUGUUACAUUCACCUUGCACAGAAGGUGUGCUCCCGAAGUUACACCCCUAAAACCAUCUUUUUAUCCCCUACCUCUUUACCAGUAAAAGGUACUGUGUAUGUCAUCUGAAACUAGAUUUAACUGAGCAGCUUUCUACCUUAUUUUUCUGGUAGCAUGAUGUACCCCUUAUUUUUGUUCUGAACACACAUGUUUGAGGUACUAAAGAACAUGAAGACACCUCCUAGGUUUGUCCUAGGGUAGUUAGCUUGUGAGGGGAACUCCCAUUCUGUUGCUAUAAUACAAUAAUCACAUGUCCUGAUCCUGACAGCUUUCCUAUCUACUUAAGCCAUAGUUUACUUCAGCUAUGCAAAGUGUUAUGGAAUACUUAGCAUAAGUGAACAGGAAUAUAAUAAAGAUAUAGGCCAAUUUAGACUAUUUAACUGCUAUAUUUAUGCUUGGUAAUAUUUGUGCUUAAUAUAUAUGGUGUGGAUAAUACAUGUCAUCAAUAUAAUAUACAUGUAAGUAGCCAGCAUAUAUUGGUCAACAAUGGAGAGUUUCACUACACUACAGACAGCAGGCUUAACACAUCCAUUUAACAAGACAAAACCAGAGCAAAUCUUACAGUAGGUAAGUGGCUCCAAGAGCUCUCCCUUGUGAGCUUUUACAAAAUAUUGUCUCUGGCAAGAGGUAUCUCAUGACCAAUAAUACCAAUUAACAGAAAAGGCUCAAGAAUAUCAAGCUACUUAGCUGAGUCAGAGACUGGAUGUUAUCUCUCCCAUUAGUCCGAGGUCAUGACAUCUCUGCAAUCUCCCAAAGCGCAGGAAUUGCUGACGAGCUAAAGAAAAUUAUUUUACCAGCUGUUGUAACAGGGAAACA